This is a messenger RNA of Linum trigynum, 1133 nucleotides long. The record is from the annotation of a GenBank genome assembly. NCBI's taxonomy places the organism in Eukaryota, Viridiplantae, Streptophyta, Magnoliopsida, Malpighiales, Linaceae.
AACCCUGCUGAGUAGUUGACCUAGGGGGAAAAAAAUCAAAGAAUGGCGGAGGAGAGCUCUCAAGCAACAAUGGCGACAAUCAGCAUCAAAGACCACGGUCUCCCCGACGACACCCACAAUCUUUACGACGUCACCUUCUGCACCGACGAAAUUCACACCCUCCUCGCCCAAUCCCCCGGUCCCCUCCACCAAUGGCUCCUCGAAACCACCCAGCAGCAACGGACCUCCAACUCAUCCGCCGCCGCGCCGGUGGUGGUCGGCCUGGACGUGGAGUGGCGCCCCAACUUCAGCCGCAACAUGGACAACCCAAUCGCGACCCUCCAGCUCUGCGUGGGCAACAGGUGCGUGAUCUUCCAGCUGAUCCACUCCCCCUCAAUCCCUCAAUCCCUCUUCGAUUUCCUCCGGAGCAAGGACUAUGUCUUCGCCGGCGUCGGAAUCGACGGCGACGUGGAGAAGCUGUUGGAGGAUUACGGCUUGAAAGUGGCCAAUGUUGUUGACCUGAGGCAACUGGCGGCGAGUAAGCUUGGAGUGAAGGAGCUGAAGAACGCGGGGCUGAAGCAGCUGGCGAAGGAAGUGCUGGGGAAAGAGAUCGCCAAGCCCAAGAGGGUACAGAUGAGCAGGUGGGACAACCCUUGGCUCACUCCUGUCCAAGUUCAGUAUGCCUGCAUUGAUGCCUUCUUGUCUUGUAAGAUUGGGGAAAGUCUCAUGGCUGCCGCGGAAGCUGGUAGUGGUGGUGCUUAGUCCCAUUUUGCGUCUGGGAUUUGGGGUUCCAUGUGAUGUGAGGCUUAGGGUUUCCAUUGCUGUGAAUUGUGAAUGAAUGACUUAGAAUCAUGAUUGAAGUAUGAAUGAAUGGAAUGAUUUGAAUGACUAGAAAAGCUUUGUGUGUUGUUUGAGCUUUGGGAUAUAAAAUCUGGUCACUAGCUUGUAUAAAUAGUAUGUUGCCAAGCGUGCAAUUCAAAUGAUUGGCUGCUGUUGGAGCUGCGAUAGAUCUCGAAUUUCCUUUCGGUCUGUAGAUAAGGUCAAAUGAUGAUUUGAUAAUGUUGUUUCAUCUGUGGUGAGCUUCUAUGAAAAGGUAUAGCAAUUGUUUUAGUCGAUGAUGCUUAUUGACGAUGAAAUUAAUGCUUGCCCUUAUG